Molecule: messenger RNA, 17500 nt
Organism: Gracilinanus agilis (Agile Gracile Mouse Opossum)
Lineage: Eukaryota; Metazoa; Chordata; Mammalia; Didelphimorphia; Didelphidae
Gene: MACF1
Product: microtubule actin crosslinking factor 1
Exons: 93
Coding region: 1-16278 (5425 amino acids)
Biological process (GO): regulation of microtubule-based process; regulation of focal adhesion assembly; wound healing
Cellular component (GO): intermediate filament; microtubule; cytoplasm
Molecular function (GO): cadherin binding; structural molecule activity; microtubule binding
Source: RefSeq, a predicted model, not a curated record
AUGUCUUCCUCGGAUGAAGAGACCCUCAGCGAGCGAUCGUGCCGUAGUGAACGAUCAUGCCGGAGCGAGCGAUCUUACAGGAGCGAGCGAUCUGGGAGCCUAUCUCCCUGUCCCCCUGGGGAUACUUUACCCUGGAAUUUACCUCUUCACGAGCAAAAGAAACGGAAAAGCCAGGACUCCGUACUCGAUCCAGCAGAAAGAGCCGUGGUCAGAGUUGCUGAUGAACGAGACCGUGUACAAAAGAAAACAUUCACCAAAUGGGUCAACAAGCAUUUAAUGAAGGUCCGCAAGCACAUUAAUGAUCUCUACGAAGAUCUUAGAGAUGGCCAUAACCUGAUAUCUCUUCUUGAGGUUCUCUCCGGAAUCAAAUUGCCUCGAGAGAAAGGCAGGAUGCGUUUCCAUAGACUGCAGAAUGUACAGAUUGCUCUGGACUUCUUAAAGCAGCGGCAGGUAAAAUUGGUGAACAUUCGCAAUGAUGACAUCACAGAUGGGAACCCCAAGCUGACUCUGGGCUUGAUAUGGACCAUCAUUUUGCAUUUCCAGAUCUCUGACAUCUACAUCAGUGGCGAAUCAGGAGACAUGUCAGCAAAGGAAAAACUGCUAUUGUGGACUCAGAAGGUGACAGCUGGUUACACAGGAAUCAAAUGCACUAAUUUUUCCUCAUGCUGGAGUGACGGGAAAAUGUUCAAUGCACUUAUUCACCGAUACAGACCAGAUUUGGUAGAUAUGGAGAGAGUGCAGAUCCAGAGUAAUAGAGAGAAUUUGGAACAGGCCUUUGAAGUGGCAGAAAGACUUGGAGUCACCCGGUUGUUGGAUGCAGAAGAUGUGGAUGUACCUUCUCCAGAUGAGAAGUCUGUAAUCACUUAUGUAUCUUCAAUUUAUGAUGCCUUCCCCAAAGUCCCUGAGGGAGGUGAAGGAAUAAGUGCUACGGAGGUGGAUUCCAGGUGGCAAGAGUACCAGAAUCGUGUAGACUCUCUCAUUCCCUGGAUCAAACAACACACUAUACUGAUGUCAGAGAAAUCGUUCCCCCAGAACCCUGUUGAAUUAAAGGCACUUUAUAACCAGUACAUACACUUUAAAGAAACUGAAAUUCUAGCCAAGGAGAGAGAAAAAGGAAGAAUUGAGGAAUUGUACAAAUUAUUAGAGGUAUGGAUUGAAUUUGGUCGAAUUAAGCUCCCUCAAGGCUAUCAUCCCAAUGAUGUGGAGGAAGAGUGGGGAAAGCUAAUCAUUGAGAUGCUAGAGCGAGAGAAGUUACUUCGGCCAGCCGUAGAGAGGCUGGAAUUGCUGCUACAAAUUGCCAACAAAAUCCAGAAUGGUGCUUUGAGAUGUGAAGAAAAACUGACACUAGCAAAGAACACCCUACAGGCGGAUACUGCUCAGGUGGAAUCAGGGCAGCCAUUGCAGCAUGAGCCAGAUGCCAUCAUGUACCUUCAGGAGUGUGAAGGACUCAUCAGGCAGCUGCAAGUGGACCUCCAGAUUCUCCGAGAUGAGAACUACUACCAAGUGGAAGAGCUGGCUUUUAGGAUAAUGCGACUCCAAGAUGAACUAGUUUCCUGGAAGCUAGAGUGCACAAAUCUUUUUUUUCAUACACUUGAAUUUGUUCAGCCCUCUACUUUAACCACUACCCACCUGAAGACAGACCCCUUGACUAAGGGCACACAUCCUCCUUCUACCUCUUGGUUCCGAAAACCCAUGACUCGGGUUGAAUUGGUGUCUAUCUCUUCCUCUGAAGAUGAAGGGAGUCUCCGAUUUGUUUAUGAAUUGCUUUCGUGGGUUGAAGAGAUGCAGAUGAAAUUGGAACGGGCCGAAUGGGGCAAUGACCUACCCAGUGUGGAGCUGCAGCUUGAGACUCAGCAACAUAUCCAUACCAGUGUUGAAGAGCUCGGCUCAAGUGUCAAAGAGGCUAGGAUAUACGAGGGCAAAAUGUCUCAAAAUUUUCGUGCCAGCUACACUGAAACACUUGGGAAGUUGGAGACACAGUAUUGUAAAUUGAUGGAAACCUCCAGCUUCCGCCUUCGAAACCUCCAGAGUUUGCACAAAUUUGUCUCCAAAGCUACAACUGAGCUGAUCUGGCUAAAUGAAAAGGAGGAAGAGGAAUUGGCAUUUGAUUGGAGUGACAACAAUCCCAACAUUACAGCCAAGAAAAAUUACUUUUCUGAGCUAACCAUGGAACUAGAUGAUAAACAAGAUGUUUUCAGGUCUCUACAAGAUACAGCGGAGUUGCUGUCACUGGAGAACCACCCAGCAAAGCAGACCGUUGAGGCAUACAGUGCUGCUAUCCAGUCUCAGUGGCAGUGGAUGAAACAGCUGUGCCUUUGUGUGGAGCACCAUGUGAAGGAGAAUAGCACUUACUUUCAGUUUUUUAGUGAUGCAAAAGACCUAGAAACAUUCUUGAAGAACCUACACGACUCUAUCAAACGGAAGUAUUCCUGUGACCACAACACCAGCUUGUCCCGCCUCGAAGACCUCCUCCAGGACUCCAUGGAUGAAAAGGAGCAACUCAUUCAUUCAAAGAGUUCCGUUGCCAGUCUAGUGGGGAGAUCAAAAACCAUCAUUCAGCUGAAGCCACGAAAUCCAGACCAUGUGCUAGCGAGCACCAUCUCCAUCAAGGCUAUCUGUGACUACCGGCAGAUUGAGAUCACCAUCUACAAGAAUGAUGAGUGUGUACUGGAAGAUAAUUCCCAGCGGACCAAGUGGAAGGUGAUCAGCCCCACAGGAAACGAGGCCAUGGUGCCCUCUGUGUGCUUCCUCAUUCCUCCCCCCAACACAGAUGCCAUUGAGGUGGCCAACAGAGUGGAACAAUCCUAUCAGAAGGUGAUGACCCUUUGGCAUCAGCUGCAUGUGAAUACCAAAAGUCUUAUUUCUUGGCACUAUCUGCGGAAGGACAUUGAUCUUGUGCAGAGCUGGAACCUGGAAAAGUUUCGAUCCUUGGCCUCUGCUGAGAACCAUCAGGUCAUGGAGAAUCUCCAGACCCACUAUGAAGAUUUCCUACAAGACAGUCGGGAUUCCUCAGUCUUCUCAGUGUGUGAUCGUCUACACCUGGAAGAGGAGGUGAAUUCUUGUAAAGGACACUACCAGCAGCUGACUGAAUCCUUGGAGAAUGAAGAUAAGGAUGAGACAUUUGCUAGGACAUAUAUCUCAGAGCUGACAAACAUAAGGCUCCGUCUGGAGGACUGUGAGCAGAGGCUGAUCAGACGUAUCCAGUCCCCACCUGGCUCUAGGACUGACGAGGAUGCUCGACAAGACAACGCUUUACGUAUUGCAGAGCAAGAGCAUACCCAGGAAGAUUUGCAGCAACUGAGGACUGAUUUUGACAAUAUUUCUACAAGAUGUAAAACUUUUCUCCAGCAAUCUCCAUCUGGGUCCAGUGUUCCAAACCUUCAAUCAGAGCUAAAUCUGCUGGUGGAAAAAAUGACCCAUGUGUAUGGUCUGUCCUCUGUCUACUUGGAUAAACUAAAGACAAUUGAUGUUAUAGUCCGGGAUAUCCAAGAUGCUGAGCUGUUAGUCAAAGGAUAUGAAAUCAAGCUGAUUCAGGAAGAAGCUGUACCAGCAGAUCUCUCAGCUCUGCAGUCUCACCGAGCUGCUUUAGAGCAAUGGCUCAAGGAUGUAAAGGCCAAGAACUCGGUUUUCUUAGUGCUGGAUGAAGAAAUCACCAAAGCCAAAAUGGUGGCAGAGCAACUAUGCCGUUUAAUGCCUGAGCGCAGCCUGGACCUGGAGCGGUGCCAAGAGAGGGGGUCCCAGCUUCAGGAGCGCUGGCACAGGGUUGGUGCCCAGAUUGAAAACCGACAAUCUGAACUAGAGAGUAUCCAGGAAGUGCUAAGGGAUUACCGGGCCUGCCAUGGAGCACUCAUCCAGUGGAUUGAAGAGACCACUGCACAGCAAGAGGUGAUGAAGCCAGGUCAGGCAGAGGAUAGCCGAGUGCUAUCAGAGCAGCUCAGCCAGCAGACAGCUCUGGUUGCAGAAAUUGAGAGGAAUCAGGCAAAACUAGACCAAUGUCAGAAGUUUUCCCAGCAGUACUCUGCCAGUGUGAAGGACUAUGAAUUACAACUAAUGACAUACCGAGCCUUUGUGGAAUCUCAGCAAAAAUCACCUGGGAAACGUCGGCGCAUGCUUUCCUCAUCUGAUGCCAUCACACAGGAGUUCAUGGACUUGAGGACUCGGUAUACAGCCCUGGUGACUUUAACAACCCAGCAUGUGAAAUAUAUCAGUGAUGCACUUCGGCGACUAGAAGAAGAAGAGAAAGUGGUUGAAGAGGAAAAGCAGGAACAUGUGGAGAAGGUGAAAGAUCUUCUAGUCUGGGUGUCUGCCUUAUCAAGGAGCCCCCCAGGCAAAGCUACUUCAUCCCAGGGCAAAGAAUUGACAGACAUUGAAAAAUCUAUUUUAGAACAACAGGUUCUGACAGAGGAGCUGGCAACCAAAAAGGAACAAAUUUCUGAGGCCAUCAAAACUUCACAGAUCUUCUUAGCCAAGCAUGGCCAUAAGCUGUCAGACCAGGAGAAAGAGCAAAUUUCUGAGCAGCUGAAGGUCCUGAAGACAACUUAUCAGGAUAUGUGUGAUGGUUCAGCCCAGCAGCUUCAGCAGCUUCAGAGCCAGCUGGCCCAAAAGACAGAGCAAAAGACAAUACAGGAGCAGAAGAACACAUGCCACCAGAAGCUAGAAGACCUUUGUACCUGGGUAAGCCAAGCUGAGCAGGCUUUGACAGGUCACCAUGUUAGAGGUGGCAGCCCUGAGGACCUCUCCACUCUGCAGCAAAAGCAAGACUCUGUGAAGGAUCUACAGAAGGAUAUCCAGAACCAUGCCAUCUCCUUUGCCAACAUCAUCAAAGACGCUGAGGGAUUCCUGGAGGAGAAUCAGACCAAACUAAACCCCCAUGAGUUGAGUAGCCUAAGGGAAAAACUGCUCCAGGCCAAAGAACAGUCAAAGGCAUUACAGGAGCGGACACAUAUGGCCAAAAAGGAACUAGAGGAGGCAGUCACUGCAGCCUUACAGCAGGAAUCUGAAAAGACUAAAGCUGCCAAAGAACUUGAGGAGAACAAGAGUAAAAUUGAUGCCCUUCUGGAUUGGGUGGCAUCCUUGGAAUCCACAAGUGGAUUGCCCAAGUCUAGCUUUCCAAAAUUAGAAGACUCCCCAGGAGGGAGUUUGGGGAAUGGAAUCAUGGAUACCAUCGAUGGCUAUAGUGAAAUGAGCCAAGCUCCAGAGAAGCUGGAUCAGCUGUAUGAAGGUGCAAAGGCCCGUCACCAGGAACUGCUGUCCCAACAGCAAGAUUUUAUCCUGGCCACUCAGGCAGCUCAGGCAUUUUUGGAUAAAUACAGCCACAGCCUGGCCCCAGAGGAGCAGCAGAAGCUCCAACAGAAGCUUGGAGACUUGAGGGAACAGUACUCUGCCUCCUUGGCCCGGGCAGAAACAGAGCUGAAGCAGAUGCAGGCCUUGCGGGAUGAGUUACAGAAGUUCCUUCGAGAUCACAGGGAGUUUGAAGACUGGCUACAGCAGGCAGAACAGGAGCUAGAGAGUGUGCACAAGGGGGGUGGUGACCCCGCAGCCCUCCAGUCCCUGCUGCUGAGGCAGAGGAGCUUCUCUGAGGAUGUCAUUUCCCACAAAGGAGACUUACGGUUUGUGACCAUGUCUGGACAGAAGGUCUUGGACACCGAAAACAGCUCCAGAGGAGGCACAGAACCCUCAGCAACCAGGCAUUUAGUGACCUCUAAGCUGGAUGAUGCAACUCAAAGAUAUACAGCCCUUCACUCAAAGUGCAACAAACUAGGUUCUCACCUGAACAUGCUUCUGGAGCACUCUCAACAAUUCCAGAGCAGUGCAGAUGGUCUUCAGGCCUGGAUACAGGAAUGUGAGAGCAAGGUGAACCAGCUUCUAUUAGAUCCUGUGGCUUCUGACCCCACAGUCCUUCAGCAGCAGCUUGCAAACACAAAGCAGUUACAAGGAGAUGUGGCUGAGCAUCAGGUACCUGUAGAAAAACUCCAGAAAGCAGCAGGAGCACUCCUGGAGAUGGAGGGUGAGCCAGCUCCUGAUCCCCAGCAUAUCCAAGAAACCACAGAUUCCAUCUUGGGCCAUUUUCAGAGCCUUUCUGGGAGGCUAGAAGAGCGUGCUGAUCUAUUACAAAAGGCAGUCGCCCAGUCACAAAGUGUCCAGCAAGGGCUGGAGAACCUGCUGCAGUCCAUCAGUGAGGUAGAGAAAAGCCUGGAGGGAGAGCAGGUGGCAUCAUUGACUUCAACAGCUAUCCAGGAAGCCUUGGCUGUCAAUAUGAAACUGAAGCAGGACAUUGUCCGGCAGAAGAGCAGCUUGGAGGCUACCCGUGAAAUGGUGACUCAAUUCAUGGAGACAGCUGAUGGUGCCACAGCCAUGGGGCUUCAGGGCAAGCUGGCUAAAGUAAGUGAGCAUUUCAGCCAGCUGUGUCAAAGGCAGCAGGAGAAAGAGAGCUCCCUGAAGAAGCUCUUGCCACAGGUGGAGAUGUUUGAGCAUAUCUCAGAGAAGCUCCAGCAGUUUUUGGACAGCCGAGCCCGGAUGCUGGCCUCUGGGAACCAACCUGAUAGAGAUAUUGCUCAGUUCUCCCAGCAGAUUCAGGAGCUGAAUUUGGAAAUGGGAGAGCAGCAAGAGAACCUGGAUGCCCUAGAGCACCUGGUUAUUGAUCUGAGCUCCUGUGGUUUUGCAUUGGAUGUUUCCCAGCAUGAGGAGAGGGUACAGAAGCUAAAGAAGGAUUUCACGGGACUGCAAAAGUCAGUUCAAGAAAGAGAGAAGGAAACAUCGUCCUGCCAAGAACAGUUGGAUGAAUUUCGGAAGCUGGUUCAGGCCCUACAGAAGUGGCUAAAAGAAAGUGAAGGAAAUAUGCCAAUGAUGGAAACCUCCAUGAGCACCAGGGAUCUUCAGAAGCAGAUUGAGCAACUUGAGGCUCUUUUGGAUGACUGGACAAGUAAGGGUCCCCAAGUGGAAGAAGUAAACCGCAAAGGCCUGGCUUUAGAAAACCUGAUUGUGGAGAUUACAGCACCUGAAACGCAGUCCAAGACAGGUUCUGUCCUGCCCUCUCUAGGAGGCUCUGUAGGCAGUGUAAACGGAUACCACACCUGCAAAGAUUUGACGGAAAUCCAGUGUCAUAUGUCGGAUGUGAGCCAACAGUAUGAGAAGCUGGGCGGGGUGCUUCAGGAUCGGCGGGAUAGCCUGCUGGCCAUGCUCAACAACAUGCAGGAAGUUCAGGAGGAGGCAAACUCUCUGUUACAGUGGCUCGAAUCUAAAGAGCAAGCCCUGAAAGUUCUUGAUGCCUCUUCAUCACCAACCAAAACAGAGACAGUGAGAGCCCAAGCUGAGUGUAAUAAGGCCUUCCUGGCAGAAUUGGAGCAGAAUUCUCCCAAAAUCCACAAAGUUAAGGAAGCAUUGGCUGGUUUAUUGAAGAAAUAUCCCAACUCACAGGAAGUGAAACGCUGGAAGGAAAUGCAAGAGGAACUGAGUUCCCGGUGGGAGCGGGCUAAUGAGGUCACGGCAGCAAGGCAGCAGAAACUGGAGGAAUCUGCUAACCAGCUAGCAAGCUUCCAGGCUGCUGAAACCCAGCUGCGACCUUGGCUGACAGAGAAAGAGCUGAUGAUGAGUGUUCUGGGGCCCUUGUCCAUUGAUCCCAAUAUGUUGAAUGCACAGAAGCAACAAGUCCAGUUUAUGCUAAAGGAAUUUGAAGCUCGCAAGCCACAGCAUGAGCAGCUGAACCAGGCAGCUCAGGGUAUCCUGACUGGCCCUGGAGAUGGCUCUCCAUGCACUAGCCAGGUACAGGAAGAACUCCAAAACAUCAAUAACAAGUGGGUCGAACUGACAGACAGGCUUAAUUCUCGGUCUAGCCAGAUUGACCAAACUCUUGUCAAAAGCACUCAGUAUCAGGAGCUGCUCCAGAACUUAUCUGAAAGGGUCAUGGCUGUUGGACAGCGGCUAAAUGGCCAGUCAGCCAUCAGCACCCAGCCUGCUGCUGUGAAACAACAGCUGGAAGAGACAAGUGAGAUUCGGUCUGACUUGGAACAGCUGGAUCACGAAAUCACAGAGGCCCAGACCCUAUGUGAUGAGCUAUCCACACUUAUAGGGGAGCAGUACCUCAAGGACGAGCUGAGGAAGCGGCUGGAGACAGUUGCCCUCCCUCUCAAGGGCUUAGAAGAUCUUGCAGCUGAUCGCAUGAACAAACUCCAGACAGCUCUUGCCAGCACCCAGCAAUUCCAGCAAAUGUUUGAUGAACUGAGGACCUGGCUAGAUGACAAACAAAGCCAGCAAGCAAAGGCCCACCCCAUCUCUGCAAAAUUAGACCGGCUACACUGCCAGCUUCAGGAGCAAGAAGAAUUCCAGAAGAGCCUGAACCAGCACAGUGGUUCUUAUGAAUUGAUUAUAGUUGAAGGGGAAUCUCUGCUUCUCUCUGUGCAUCCAGGGGAAGAGAAAAAGACCUUGCAAAGCCAGCUGAUUGAGCUCAAAAGCCACUGGGAGGAGCUUAGUAAAAAGGCUGCUGACCGACAGUCCAGGCUCAAAGACUGUAUGCAGAAGGCUCAGAAAUACCAGUGGCAUGUGGAAGACCUCAUGCCGUGGAUUGAGGAUUGCAAGGCCAAGAUGUCUGACUUACAGGUGACCCUCGAUCCGGUCCAGUUAGAGUCUCAUCUCUUGAGGUCAAAGGUCAUGCUGACUGAUGUGGAAAAGCGCCGGUCCCUAUUGGAAAUGUUGAACAGUACUGCUGAUAUCUUAAUCAAUUCUUCUCAGACUGAUGAAGAUGAUAUCCGAGAUGAGAAAGCAGGGAUCAAUCAGAACAUGGAUGCCAUCACAGAAGAACUACAAGCCAAAACAGAAUCCCUUGAAGAAAUGACUCAGAGACUCAAGGAGUUCCAAGAUAGCUAUAAGAACAUUGAAAAGAAGCUCGAUGGUGCCAAACAUCAGCUUGAAAUCUUUGAUGCAUUGGGCCCCCAAGCCUGCAGCAAUAAGAACCUGGAGAAGCUCCGAGCUCAACAGGAAGUGCUGCAGACCCUGGAGCCACAGGUGGACUAUCUCAAGAACUUCACUCAGGGCCUAGUGGAAGAUGCCCCACAAGGGUCUGAUGCUUCCCAGCUUCUACACCAAGCCAAGGCCACCGAGCAAGAGUUUAUGGAAAUCAAAGAAAGAGUGAAUAGUAGCUGUGUGACAAUGGAAAAUAAACUCGAGGGGAUUGGCCAGUUCCAUUGUCGAGUCCGAGAGAUGUUUUCUCAGCUAGCUGACUUAGAUGAUGAACUUGAUAGUAUGCGUGCCAUUGGCAGAGACAUUGACAGCCUCCAGUCCCAGAUCGAAGAUGUUCGUCUAUUCCUUAGCAAAAUCCAGAGCCUGAAAUCAGACAUCGAGACCUCUGAAGGAGAGUGCCGACAAAUGCUAGAAGAAGAAGGAAGUCUAGACUUGUUAGGACUUAAGAGAGAACUGGAAGCCCUGAACAAACAGUGUGGCAAACUAACAGAGAGGGGCAAAGCCCGUCAGGAGCAGCUAGAACUGACCUUGGCUCGAGUGGGAGACUUCUACAGCAAACUGAAAGAGCUCAAUGACAUGACCACAGCAGCAGAGGAGGGAGAGGCCCUUCAAUGGGUGGUGGGCACCGAAGUGGAUGCCAUCAACCAACAGUUGGCAGAUUUUAAAAUGUUUCAGAAAGAACAGGUUGAUCCCCUUCAGAUGAAACUGCAGCAAGUGAAUGGACUUGGCCAAGGCCUGAUCCAGAGUGCAGGAAAAAACUGUGAUGUGCAAGGCUUGGAACAUGACAUGGAAGAGAUCAAUGCCCGAUGGAACACACUGAAUAAAAAGGUAGCACAGAGAAUUGCACAACUACAGGAGGCCCUGUUGCAUUGUGGGAAAUUUCAGGAUGCCUUGGAGCCAUUGCUCAGCUGGUUGGCAGACACAGAGGACCUCAUAGCCAAUCAGAAACCUCCGUCUGCUGAGUAUAAAGUGGUGAAGGCUCAGAUCCAAGAGCAGAAGCUGCUCCAGCGGCUCCUAGAUGAUCGAAAAGCCACUGUGGACAUGCUUCAGGCGGAAGGGGAAAGAAUAGCUCAAUCUGCUGAGCUAGCUGAUAGAGAGAAGAUCAUCAGCCAGCUGGAGAGUCUGGAAAGGAGAUGGACUGAAUUAUUAAGCAAGGCAGCAGCCAGGCAAAAACAGCUAGAGGAUAUCCUGGUUCUGGCAAAACAAUUCCAUGAAACAGCUGAGCCUGUUUCUGACUUCUUAUCUGUCACUGAGAAGAAACUUGCUAAUUCUGAGCCAGUUGGCACCCAGACUGCCAAAAUCCAGCAGCAGAUUGUGCGCCAUAAGGCUCUGGAGGAAGAAAUAGAGAGCCGAGCAGCUGAUGUGCAGCAGGCAGUCAGAGUUGGGCAAUCCCUCUCCUCCCUGACCUAUCCAGCUGAGCAGGGUGUGCUGGCUGAAAGGCUAGAGGCUUUACAGGCCCGUUACAGUGAGGUUCAGGAGCGGUGCUGUCGAAAGGCAGCCCUACUUGAACAGGCCAUAGCUAACGCCAGGCUGUUUGGGGAGGAUGAGGUGGAGGUGCUCAACUGGUUGGCUGAGGCUGAGGACAAGCUCAGCUCGGUCUUCGUAAAGGAUUACAGACAGGAUGUCCUACAGAAGCAGCAUGCUGACCACCUGGCUUUGAAUGAAGAGAUUGUUAAUAGAAAAAAGAAUGUAGACCAAGCUAUUAAGAAUGGGCAAGCUCUUCUGAAACAAACAACAGGGGAAGAGGUGCUGCUCAUCCAAGAGAAACUGGAUGGUAUUAAGACCCGCUAUGCUGACCUCACUGUCGGUAGUUCUAAGACCCUCAGAACAUUGGAGCAGGCCAGACAACUGGCCACUAAAUUCCAGUCCACACAUGAUGAGUUAACUGGCUGGAUGAGUAAGGUAGAAGAGGAGCUGAUGACCAGUGGAGGGCAGUCUCCUAUGGGGGAGCAGAUUCCCCAGUUUCAGCAAAGACAGAAGGAGCUGAAAAAGGAGGUCAUGGAGCACAGAAUAGUGCUGGACACAGUGAAUGAGGUGAGCCGGGCCCUCUUGGAACUGGUGCCCUGGCGAGCCCGGGAGGGGCUGGAUAAAUUAGUCUCUGAUGCCAAUGACCAGUACAAACUAGUCAGUGACACCAUUGGGCAGAGAGUGGAUGAAAUCGAUGCUGCUAUCCAGAGGUCACAACAGUAUGAGCAAGCUGCUGAUGCAGAAUUAGCUUGGGUGGCUGAAACAAAACGGAAGUUGAUGGCUCUUGGUCCAAUCCGCCUGGAACAGGAUCAGACUACUGCACAACUACAAGUUCAGAAGGCUUUCUCCAUUGAUAUCAUUCGGCACAAAGAUUCCAUGGAUGAGCUUUUUAGCCAACGUAGUGAAAUCUUUGGAACCUGUGGAGAGGAACAGAAAGCAGUAUUACAAGAGAAAACAGAAUCUUUGGUACAGCAAUAUGAGGCCGUUAGCCAGCUCAAUUCGGAACGCUAUGCCCGUCUGGAGCGAGCCCAGGUUUUGGUGAACCAAUUUUGGGAAACCUAUGAGGAGCUCAGCCCAUGGAUCGAGGAAACACAGACCCUAAUAUCACAACUACCUCCACCUGCCAUUGAUCAUGAACAACUCAAGCAGCAACAGGAGGAAAUGAGGCAACUAAGGGAAUCCAUUGCUGAGCACAAGCCUCACAUUGAUAAGCUCCUGAAGAUUGGCCCACAGCUGAAGGAGCUGAACCCUGAUGAAGGUGAAAUGGUGCAGGAAAAGUACCAGAAGGCAGAGGCAACUUAUGCCAGAAUCAAGGAGGAGGUGCGCCAGCGUGCACUGGCCCUGGAUGAGGCUGUCUCCCAGUCUGCUCAGAUUUCAGAGUUCCACGAUAAAAUGGAGCCCAUGCUGGAAACCCUGGAAAACCUCUCUUCUCGCCUGCAUAUACCACCACUGAUCCCUGCUGAAGUGGAUAAGAUCCGAGAAUGUCUCAGUGACAACAAGAGCACUGCCAUGGAGCUGGAGAAGCUGCAGCCAUCCUUCGAAGCUUUGAAACGCCGGGGAGAGGAGUUGAUAAGCCGAUCCCAGGGAGCUGACAAGGAUCUAGCUGCCAAAGAAAUCCAAGACAAACUGGAUCAGAUGGUAUUUUUCUGGGAGGAUAUCAAAGCUCAAGCUGAAGAACGGGAAAUGAAAUUCCUUGAUGUCCUUGAAUUGGCAGAGAAGUUCUGGUAUGACAUGGCAGCUCUACUGGCUACCAUAAAAGAUACCCAGGAUAUUGUUCAUGACCUGGAGAGCCCAGGCAUCGACCCCUCCAUCAUUAAGCAGCAGGUGGAGGCUGCUGAGACUAUUAAGGAAGAGACAGAUGGUCUGCAUGAAGAACUGGAAUUUAUUCGGAUCCUUGGAGCAGACCUGAUUUUUGCCUGUGGAGAAACAGAGAAGCCAGAGGUGAAGAAGAGCAUUGAUGAGAUGAACAAUGCCUGGGAGAACUUAAACAAAACUUGGAGAGAGAGGCUUGAAAAACUGGAGGAAGCCAUGCAGGCCGCAGUACAAUAUCAGGACACCUUACAGACUAUGUUCGACUGGCUAGAUAACACUGUGAUUAAACUCUGCAACAUGCCUCCUGUCGGCACUGACCUUAACACUGUGAAAGAUCAGCUAAAUGAGAUGAAGGAGUUUAAAAUGGAAGUAUACCAACAGCAGAUUGAGAUGGAGAAGCUAAAUCAUCAGGGAGAGCUGAUGUUGAAAAAAGCUACCGAUGAAACCGAUCGAGAUAUUAUCCGAGAACCACUGACAGAACUAAAACAUCUCUGGGAAAACCUGGGUGAGAAAAUUGCCCACCGGCAGCACAAACUAGAAGGUGCUCUCUUGGCGCUUGGUCAGUUCCAGCAUGCAUUGGAGGAGCUGAUGAGCUGGUUGACUCACACAGAAGAGUUGUUAGAUGCACAGAGACCUAUUAAUGGAGACCCUAAAGUCAUUGAGGUUGAACUUGCAAAACACCACGUUCUAAAAAAUGAUGUGUUGGCUCACCAAGCCACAGUGGAUACAGUCAACAAAGCUGGCAAUGAGCUUCUUGAAUCCAGUGCUGGCGAUGAUGAUGCAAGCAGCUUACGGAACCGUUUGGAAACAAUGAACCAGUGCUGGGAAUCAGUGUUGCAGAAGACAGAAGAACGAGAACAGCAGCUGCAAUCAACCCUCCAGCAGGCCCAGGGUUUCCACAGUGAAAUUGAAGAUUUUCUCUUGAGACUGACUAGGAUGGAAAACCAGCUUUCUUCAUCAAAGCCUACAGGAGGUCUUCCUGAGACAGCACGAGAACAACUUGAUGCUCACAUGGAACUCUAUGACCAGCUGAAAGGCCAGGAGCAGACAUAUAACCAGCUGCUGGACAAGGGGAGGCUGAUGCUGCUAAGCCGGGAUGACUCUGGAUCUGGCUCAAAAACAGAGCAGAGUGUCACACUCUUAGAACAAAAGUGGCAUGUGGUCAGCAGCAAGAUGGAAGAAAGGAAGUCAAAGCUGGAAGAAGUACUCAACCUGGCAACAGAAUUCCAGAAUUCCCUGCAGGAGUUUAUCAACUGGCUAACACUAGCAGAGCAGAGUUUGAACAUUGCACCUCCACCCAGCCUUAUCCUAAAUACCAUCCUCUUGCAAAUAGAUGAACACAAGGUUUUUGCCAAUGAAGUAAAUGCCCACCGGGACCACAUUAUUGAAUUGGAUCAGACUGGAAAUCAAUUGAAGUUUCUCAGUCAAAAGCAAGAUGUUGUCCUGAUCAAAAAUUUAUUGGUUAGUGUUCAGUCUCGAUGGGAAAAGGUGGUCCAGAGGUCUGUUGAAAGGGGUCGAUCCUUGGAUGAUGCCAGAAAACGAGCUAAACAGUUCCAUGAAGCUUGGAAAAAACUGAUUGACUGGCUAGAAGAUGCAGAGAAUCACCUGGACUCAGAAUUGGAAAUAUCCAAUGAUCCAGACAAAAUUAAGCUUCAGCUGUCCAGGCACAAGGAAUUUCAGAAAACACUUGGUGGCAAACAGCCUGUGUAUGAUACUACCAUUCGGACUGGUCGAGCCCUGAAAGAAAAGACCUCACUUCCCGAUGAUGCUCAGAAACUUGACAACUGCCUGGGGGAAGUCAGAGAUAAAUGGGACACCGUGUGCGGCAAGUCUGUGGAACGGCAGCAUAAGCUAGAAGAGGCCCUCCUCUUCUCAGGCCAAUUCAUGGAUGCACUGCAGGCCUUGGUUGACUGGCUAUACAAGGUGGAACCCCAGCUGGCCGAAGACCAGCCUGUCCAUGGUGAUCUCGACCUGGUCAUGAACCUCAUGGAUGCUCACAAGGUUUUCCAGAAAGAGCUGGGAAAGCGCACAGGGACUGUACAGGUCCUGAAGCGGUCAGGACGAGAGCUGAUUGAGAACAGCCGAGAUGACACUACGUGGGUGCGGGUCCAGCUACAGGAGCUAAGUACCCGCUGGGAUACUGUGUGCAAGCUUUCCGUGUCCAAGCAAACCCGGCUGGAACACGCCCUGAAGCAGGCAGAAGAAUUUCGAAAUGCAGUCCACAUGUUGUUGGAGUGGCUUUCUGAAGCUGAGCAGACCCUCCGCUUUCGGGGAGCACUUCCUGAUGAUACAGAAGCCUUGCAGUCCCUCAUUGAUGUACACAAGGAAUUCAUGAAGAAAGUGGAGGAGAAGAGAGUGGAUGUGAAUGCUGCCGUGGCAAUGGGAGAAGAUAUCCUGGCAGUGUGCCACCCAGAUUGUGUCACCACCAUCAAACACUGGAUCACCAUUAUCCGUGCACGAUUUGAGGAGGUUCUGACAUGGGCAAAACAACACCAGCAGCGUCUCGAAGCAGCCCUUUCAGAACUCGUUGCAAAUGCUGAACUCUUGGAAGAACUUUUAGCUUGGAUUCAGUGGGCUGAGACGACACUUAUCCAGAGAGAUCAAGAACCAACCCCACAAAAUAUUGACCGAGUCAAAUCCCUCAUCACUGAGCAUCAGGCCUUUAUGGAAGAGAUGACUCGUAAACAGCCUGAUGUAGACCGUGUUACAAAGACAUAUAAGAGGAAGGCUAUAGAACCAACUCAUGCACCUUUCAUUGAAAAAUCUCGCAGUAACCGGAAGUCUUUGGGCCAGGCUGCUCCUCCUCCUAUGCCACUCCUUUCCCAAUCUGAAGCAAAAAACCCCCGGAUCCACCAGCUAUCAGCCCGCUGGCAGCAGGUCUGGCUCCUGGCCCUAGAACGACAGCGGAAACUGAAUGACAUGCUGGAUAGAUUGGAAGAGUUGAAGGAAUUUGCAAACUUCGACUUUGAUGUCUGGAGAAAGAAGUAUAUGCGCUGGAUGAAUCACAAAAAGUCCCGGGUGAUGGAUUUCUUCCGACGUAUCGAUAAAGAUCAAGAUGGAAAAAUUACCCGGCAAGAGUUCAUUGAUGGAAUUCUAGCAUCUAAGUUCCCCACCACCAAGUUAGAAAUGACUGCCGUAGCUGAUAUUUUUGAUCGAGAUGGCGAUGGCUACAUCGAUUACUAUGAAUUUGUGGCAGCUCUUCAUCCUAACAAGGACGCUUACCGACCAACAACAGAUGCAGACAAGAUUGAAGAUGAGGUUACAAGACAGGUGGCUCAGUGCAAGUGUGCAAAAAGAUUCCAGGUGGAACAGAUCGGGGAGAACAAAUACAGGUUUGGAGAUUCCCAGCAACUGCGGCUGGUCCGUAUUCUGCGCAGCACUGUCAUGGUCCGAGUUGGUGGAGGAUGGAUGGCCCUGGAUGAAUUUUUAGUGAAAAAUGAUCCCUGCCGAGCACGAGGAAGAACUAAUAUAGAACUUAGGGAGAAAUUCAUCUUACCUGAGGGGGUAUCCCAGGGAAUGACACCUUUCCGGUCCCGUGGUCGAAGAUCCAAGCCAUCUUCACGGGCAGCCUCCCCAACCCGGUCCAGCUCCAGUGCCAGCCAGAGUAACCACAGCUGUGCCUCAAUGCCAUCUUCUCCAGCCACCCCUGCCAGUGGGGCCAAGGUGAUGCCAUCCACAGGCAGCAAGUUGAAGCGUCCAGCUUUUCAUUCUAGCCGAACCUCUCUUACUGGGGAUGCCAGUAACAGUUCUUCUCCAGUCUCCAGCAGUGCCAAAACCAAUCGGGCCGAUCCAAAAAAGACAACCAGCCGCCCCACAAGUCGUGCGGGAAGCCGGACGGGGAGUCGAGCAAGCAGCCGCCGAGGAAGUGACGCCUCCGACUUUGACCUCCUAGAGACGCAGUCAGCUUGCUCAGACACAUCGGAGAGCAGCGCGGCGGGGGGCCAGGGCGGUUCCAGGCGAGGGCUCACAAAGCCUUCCAAAAUCCCCACCAUGUCCAAGAAAACCGCCACAGCUUCCCCCAGGACUCCAGGCCCAAAGCGAUAACAGCUCCCUCCUGAGCCUGCGACCAGUUUGAAGCCUGCUCCAUAUGCUGGGUGUAUAUUUAUUCUGAAUGGGAGAAGUUAUAUUGUUAAAAGUGUAAAAGAAUAAUUGUGUUAUGAAGCUGCCUUAUUUUUUUUUCUUUUUGUAAGUUACUAUUUUCAUGUGAAUAUUUAUGUAGAUAAAUUUUGCCUUCUGGGAAACCCCAGUACCGAAUAGGGGGCCGGAAACUAAAAAGUUUGAGAAACUCGAGUAAAAUAAGGUCAAGAUGUGAACAUGUAUUAAAGGAUGGGGGAAAAAGCUAUAAAUAGAAUUUCUGCGCGGUGCAGGGUUAUAAACCUGCUUUAUCUUUUAGGAUUAUUCCUAAAUGCAUUUUCUUUAUAAACUUGACUUGCUAUCUCAGCAAGAUAAAUUAUAUUUAAAAAAAGAGAGAAUCCUGCAGCGUGAAACGGACUCUUUUUUUGUAAAUCAUAGACACCUCAAGCAGCAAGAAGCACGAGGAGAGGGAGGGCACCUCCAACUGUUUUUUCCAUCGUUUUUAACUUUGAGAUUUUAGCCGAAGAAAAGGGGGAGUUUAUUUGAAUUAAUAAGAUUUGCACAUGUUAUAGUAAAAGUUCAUUAAAGUGCUGUCUUUAAACUACUGUCUCAGUCACUGAGUGUUUAAAAGUCACGUGAACACUGAAUUUUCAGGGCUCAUCUGGAGACUGCUUGAAAAGCAGGCAAUGUUGUGGAUGAGAGCCCUGCUUGGGAGUGAAAAAUCAGGAGACAACAGGUUGCUUGAGAACAUCCUGUCCUGUAUGGGUGGAAAGCCUUGGUCCACCCAGACCACCUGUUUUCAAAUUCUGAAUUCCACAAUUAUUCAUCUACAUGUUUUCUUUUUUUAUUCUUCAUGCCAUUUAUUUAAGUAGUCAGUCAGCUUCCCAAGAUCCUCUCUGGAAAGCUGAUACCAUAAUCAAAAUCUCACCAGCACACUCCCCAUCAAGGCCCAUUUCACUUGUGUCUUUGCUGUUUUUUAAAAUUUUGUUUUCUAAUACUACUGGGUGACCAUGAGGAAGAAGAGGGGUCCGUCCGAAGCUCCUUGUGUGUCUUACUGCUAUUCUGCAGCUCUGGCCAACCAUGGUGCUGUGUGAUUCUCACUUGGUUCUAAUUGAGGCAGAAACAAAAGCUGUACCAAUGAACUGUUUCAAAACAAGACACAUUUUUGUAUUAAAAUUGCUUGCAGUCCUGA